AUGUCUGAACACGAGAACAAUGGAAACCCCGCCGAAGCACCCUCUGUCAGCGAGCAUCUCAAUAUCAAGGUGACAGACAAUAACAACGAAGUUUUCUUCAAAAUCAAACGGAGCACCAAGCUUGAGAAGUUGAUGAGUGCGUUUUGCGAUAGACAGGGAAAGAACAUGGCUUCUGUUCGUUUUCUGUUCGAAGGUCAGCGUGUUCAGCCAACUGAUACCCCCGACACGUUGGAGAUGCAGGAUGGCGAUACACUUGAAGUCCAUCAAGAACAGGUCGGAGGAUGGGACAGCUUUCAGGCUUAG
Messenger RNA from Parascedosporium putredinis, 303 nucleotides. The record is from the annotation of a GenBank genome assembly. NCBI's taxonomy places the organism in Eukaryota, Fungi, Ascomycota, Sordariomycetes, Microascales, Microascaceae.